GUAAUGUUUCUCAUGAUAUUUUAUUUUAUAAAGCAAUAUUUACCGCAUCUACCUGCAUACCUGUCUUCAAGAAAAAUAGUGUGCCCACCAGCCAGAUCACUAACAGAAGCAGCAAAAGGCGACAGCUAACCACGUAACCACGUCAAGACAAGACCAAAGAACAAGCUCUUCCAUUUCCUUCUGCAACUUCAGGACGCGAUAACAUAUCACGAUGGAGGAUGUCGAGAUGAGCAAUGUUGAAGAGGCUCACAAGACCUCUGCUGCUGCCCAGGCUCCAUCCGCAGCUGUGAGGUCGGAGACACAACAGAGGGUAUUCUCCCGCUUGGGCUUUGACACAGAAGCGAAGCUGAACGAAGCCACUGCUGGGAACUCUCGGAAGCAACGAGCCGUCGAGAAGAUGAUGGUGGCAGAGCUGCAUCACGUAAAAGGAGAGCUUGCCGUGGAGAGAUCAGCCUUACAAAACGAGAAUGAUUCGCUCAAGAGGGCUAUCCGCGAACUGAGGGCAAGGCAACAGCAGCAGCAGCAGCAGCCGCAGGCAGCAGGUAUUCAUUAAUACAGGCAGAAUGCUUUCCGGAUUGAAGAUCUAUUUCCAUGGAUGUAUGGUAUGCUUCAUGUCAAAGAAAAGAGAUGCUUCUUUCUCAAUCAUUUGUGCGGGCUAUGAAACCACGAACGGCAUCCUCUCUGAUGUGUGAUCUUUUCAAAGGCGGAGCAAGAAGAUGGCCAUACUACGGUAGUUUGAUACUUUUUAGUUUAUUUCCACUCCACGAUAUUAACCUUUGGACUCGACUCAUG
Seminavis robusta is the source of this 792-nucleotide messenger RNA. Lineage: Eukaryota; Bacillariophyta; Bacillariophyceae; Naviculales; Naviculaceae. The record is from the annotation of a GenBank genome assembly.